AAGAGUUAUGGGAAAUUUCUUGAGGAGUACACGAAUCAGCUGAAAGGCAUUGAAGAUGCAUUGGAUGACUCUGUUGGGGACGUCUGGGAUUUUACACUUGACCCCAUAGCACUUAAGGACAUAGGAGAGGAGUUGCUAGUCUUAUCUCAAGUAGGCUAAAUUUUGAAAAAGUAUUCGAAUGGGAGAUAAUGAGGCCCAUAUAUUCUGGUAAGAGGGAAUAUAGACGGUAAUUCGGUUACUCUAUUGAAUAUAUAUGCACCCCUGGGAAGUGAUAUUGGUUUCUUUCAGAAAAUUACUGAUAUUAUGAUAACGGAAACAGAAGGUCUCCUGAUAUGUGGGGGAGACUUAAAUUUACAAUUGCAACCAAACUUGGACUCUUCCAAUAGAAAAACCUAUGAAACAAAAUCUUUACAUAAGUAAAUCCACUUUUUUGAGGAUGUUGGUUUAAUUGAUAUAUGGACGGACCUUUUCCCUGACAGAGGGGAUUACACUCAUUAUUCUGCUCCACAUUCUAUAUAUACAACAAUAGACUAUUUCAUAACAUUUGGAAAAGAGAAAGACAAAAUAAACACCUGUAGAAUUGGGACAACAGAUGUAAGUGACCAUGCACCUACAUAUUUAUCUUUUGAUUUUGACCUACAACCAAAGAAUACUAUUUGGAAACUAAAUUCAAGUCUACUCAAUGAUCCGUACUUUAAGGAACAAAUUAAAGAAGAAAUUGGUCUCUACUUGGAAUUUAAUGAUAAUGGAGAGGUUUCACCUUCCAUUUUAUGGGAUACUGUGAAGGCUGUCUAAAGAGGGAAAAUUGUAGCGAUUACCUAUAAGAAAAAAAAUGAAUAAAACAGAGGAAUUACAAAAUAGGCUGAAGGAACUAGAGAAAAAACACAAAUUGAAUUUGGCACAGGAUACAUUAGGGGAAGUUAAAAGAAAUAGGAAUGAAAUAAAUAAUUUGGCUACACAAGAAAUCAGGAAAAAUUUAAUGUUUCUGAAACAGACAUUAUGAAAGUGGAUCAAAAUCUAUGAAAAUAUUGGUGUGGAAACUUAAAAAGAUAGCAGAGAAUACAGUUCAUAGAAUUAGGGACCUAAGAACGAAAAUGAUAAAAAAUAAGCUAAGUGAAAUUCAAGAAGCUUUUGAAGUGUUUUACAAAACGCUAUAUUUCAAAGUUCUGGGGGAAGCAUAACCCAAAUUGACACCUUCUUGCAUUCUCUAGAGUUACCCACUUUAAGUGAAGAGCAAAAUAGAAUGAGGACUGCUGACAUAACUGAAGUUGAAUUAAAAGCUGCAAUUAAUAGGCUUAAAUUAAGCAAGUCACCAGGAUCAGAUACGGCAGAGUGGUACAAAGAAUUUAAAAUGAGUUAAUUCCUGUUUUACUCCCCACACUGAACUGGGCUCCACAAAAGGCACAAAUGCCACCCAGUUGGAAGGAAGUGAUAAUCUCAGCUAUACCGAAAGAAGGCAAGGAUAAAAUGGAAUGCGGGUCAUUUAGACAAAUAUACGUUCUUAAUGUAGAUUAUAGGUUAUUUACCUCCAUCAUGGCCAAACGAUUAGAGGAGUUUCUUUGCAUACUGAUAUGUAACAAUCAGACAGGUUUUAUAUGACAACGCCAGACACAAGACAAUAUACGAAGGACACUUCACAUUAUGGAUCAUAUACAAAAAAAUAAAAUCAAAGCAAUAGUGAUAAGCGUGGAUGCUGAAAAAGCAUUUGAUUCGGUUAAUUGGAAUUCUCUUUACAGAGUUUUACAUAGAUUUGGUUUCCAAGACACAAUUAUUAAAACUGUACAGACACUAUAUGACAAUCCUACUGCUAGGAUUAAAAUCAAUGGAUAUUUAUCAAAUAGCCUUACCCUAGAAAGGGUCACGAGACAGGGUUGUGCAUGGUCACCACUACUCGUGGUGUUAUAUCUGGAACCAUUAGCUCAAUACAUCAGACAAAAUGAAGAUAUCAGGGGAAUUACAAUUAAAGGGACAGAGCAUAAAUUGGCUUGUUAUUGUGAUGUCAUUUAGAUCAAUCUAGGGCAACCAACAUACUCUUUACCUAAAUUGAUGCAAUCCUUUGAACAAUCUGGUCAAUUAUCAGGAUACAAGAUCAACAUAGAUAAAACCCAAUUACUUUCAUAUUACUAUAGCCCACCAAGAGAAAUUGAAAGUCGACACCCCUGGGAAUGGCACACAGAGUCUUUCAAAUAUUUGGGCAUGUUAUGCCAAAAGAUUUGGCAAAAUUAUCAGAAUGUAACUAUCAGCCUUUAUAUAAAAAAAAUUAAGGAUGGUAUGGCAAGAUGGAACCUGAUUCCUUUUUGCAGUCUCAGUUCAAGGAUUGAGUCUAUUAAAAUGAAUAUACUGCCCAGACUGUUAUCUCUUUCAGACCCUGCCAAUAGAGAUUAAUCAAAAUCAAUUCAAUGAAUGGAACAAGAUGCUAUCAAGGUAUAUUUGGCAGGGUAAAAGGCCUAGAGUUUGUCUCAAAACUUUGCAAUUAGCAAAGGAAAAGGGAGGAUGGGGCUUGCCUUCUCUUAGAGAUUAUUAUUUUGUAGCACAGUUGAGAGCUGUGAUAUGUUGGUGCAACCCAUCAUAUGAUGCUCAAUGGAAAAACAUUGAGGAGCGGGUACUUCCCAUCCCCAUACAAGCAAUUUUGGCUGAUAACAACCUGCGAAGGUACAUAAAUACUAUUGAUAACCCAUGGGUGAAAUUGACUCUUAAAAUAUGCAAAACUACUGUAAAAGAAUAUAAUCUAGAGGGAGAUAUUGCAAUUCUUAAAUGGUUUGCAUAUGACUCGGAUUUUACAUCAAAUAAAUUGUAUGCUAGAUUUAAGGGCUGAACAGCUAAAGGAAUAACAGCUCUUUGCAACAUAAUGAAAGAAGGAACACUGUUCAGUUUUGAAAUACUUAAAGGGAAACACUUAUUAGAAAAACAAGAUUUUUAUCGGUAUUUACAGAUGCGACAAUAUGUUAAUAAGAUGUUUAAAAAUGUAACCAAGGCAAAUACAUGCUUGAUAGAGCUCUUUAGAAAAGCAUAUAACUCAGAUAAUGGUAGUAGAAUCAUUUCAAGCAUGUAUAAGGGUUUGACAAAUCUUAAAACACAUUCGACUUCAUACAUUAAAACAAAAUGGGCGAAGGAAGGAGGAAUAAUUAUAUCUGAGGAAGAAUGGACAACAAUAUGGAGAUAUCAAUGAUAGUGUACCAGUUCACCAAAAUGGAGGGAGUUUGGAUGGAAAAAUUGUUAAGAUAUUUUAUUACACCCUCUCAGAAAUCCCAUUACGAUGGUAACCACCCUGUUUGCUGGAGAAAUUGUGGAAUUCAAAAUGCAAAUCAUUAUCAAAAACUACUGGAGGAGGAUACACAAUGCCCUACAAGACAUCUUUAAAUGUGAAAUACCCUUAUAAAAUCCCUUUUAGUUUUGAUUAUUUAUUACUUCUACUGAAGGAUUUACAACUUAAUUACAAUGGUCGAAAAAGAAGUCGUUCUGGUAUUGAACUGAGAAGCGGCAAGACUUUUCCUGAAAUUGAGCAAACGGAACAAAGAGAGGAAACAGAGGAAUCUGUUAUACUAGCAGGAAUAUUUUCUUCAAUACAAGACAUGAAAUCGGAAUUCGGAUAGCUUAAUAUUAAAAUGGAUAAGCUGGCCAGUUCAAACAGGAAGCUUGAAAAAGCUAUUGCUAUGAUUCAAGACUCUUUGGAAAAACUUGGACUCUCAACUUCAAACACUUCAGCAGACUACAACCCGAAUUGAGAAUGAGCAUGAUCUAUUCAAACAAACUAUUAAAGAUCAAGGAAUGAAGAUAUCCUUGAUGGAAAAGAAAAUCAAUGAAAUUACCUCGGAACUAUCUAAAACGAAGAAAAGAACGGUUGAUUUAGAUAGUAGAGGGUGUGGGCGGAAUCUGCUUAUUCUGGGACUGCUUGAAAAUACUGAAGCUUUUCAGAUAUGUUGUACUCACUUUUCAAUGAGACCCUUAAAGCUAGCCCCUUAAUUGACAGAGCUCACAGAAUUCCAUUUUUCUCAGCAUUCAUCUGAAUCACGUCCUCGAGCAGUUGUACUUUCUUUGCAUUGUUAUACGACUAAAGAAGAUAUUCUUCGAGAAGCCAGAAAGAAGCAAAAAUUAUUCUUUAAUUCAACACAGAUUCGUAUAGUCGAAGACUAUCCUCCCGAAAUCUUUGCCGAAAGAAAUAUAGAGAAGUUAUAAGUGAAAUGUAUAAAUUAGAUUUAAAUCCCUCUCUUUGCUUUCCAGCAAAGCUGAUGAUUUUUCCUGAAAAAUCUCAGUCACUGAGAAUCUACUCUCCUCAGGAGGGAUGAAAGUAUAUUAAAAACCAACCGACAAAUUGGGAGUUGGCUAUCUUACGCCGGAAGUGCGUGUGACUGCGAACUCCUCUCUGAAUAAAACCACUUCAGAGAUCAUUUUGUGUCUCAGGUGUUUUUUCCUCAACUGAGCAGGUUAAUAAUUUCAGAUGAACAAUUUGGCGAGCCAGCCAGGAGCCAAACGGUUGGCAGUUCAGGGUCCUGUGUAAGAGAUCGGCGGGCAGGUACGAGCAGGUUGAGACGGAAGGGCCAUCCGAGAGAUUUUUCUCGGUCUCUCUCUCCCUCUCUGACUCCCCGUUCUGACCCCUUCGGCUCCGGCUGACCAUCCUACGGCCUCCACGGACAAGAACGUUGGAUUCAUCUGAGCAACUGCAAGCGCUGGACCCCGGACCCGCUAGAAACUACAAAUAAAUGAAGUCUCUACACACUCAGGUGAAGGAAGCCUCAAGACCUGUCCCUGACAGAGAAGGCGAGUGGCAGGGAGCAGAACCAGAAGAUUGGGUACUAAUAAGGAACUGGGAUCAACCCAAGCUGGGACCCCGGUGGAAAGGACUGUACUAGGUCCUCCUGCAGACCCCCUCUGCUGUAAAAGUGAAAGGACAAGAACGUUGGAUUCAUCUGAGCGACUGCAAGCGCUGGACCCCAGACCCGCUAGAAACCACAGAUAAAUGAAGGGACUGAUAAACGGACUUGAUUGAACUGUUGUGUGUUUAAAUUCCUUUUUUCCUUGUGGUGCCAUAUCCUUGAAAUUGUACUCUGGUAAUGGAAGGUAGGAUGCUGUUGAUUAUCUAUGUUCUUUUAGGGAUAGUGGGGUAUAGGGUAAAGGUCGAGGGACAGGUCUAUGAGUGCCACUCGGGGAAGAACAGUAGAGUAUACCAUCUUUGUAGCCAGGAUGUCCUGGUCUGUGAUGAUGGUGAAGGCCAAUUGGGGAAAUGGAAUGUAACCAGGGUUAAUUAUUAUAUUGGGAGACUUACACACCUGGACCGUCAACUGGUCCUAGGUGAAAGGAACUAUGGGCCCUUCCCUGUUGGGACCAGAAUUGCAGGUUCGUCUUUACUUGCAAGAGAAAUCAGGCAGAGGGGCGAUUAAGGGGCCUGUUACACAAGGGGAAGUGUUUGCGGGACACUCUGGACGAGGAACCACACCCCCUAAAGAGAUCAGAGAGGGACAGUUCAAGGCGGAAAAGGGAUUGGAGUUUCCCCAAAGGUCCCACCCUUGGAAGACCCCCUCGGGGGUUUAUAAGUGAGAACUGUUUCCAAAACGUGCACAAAUGACUGUAUGGAACUACGACCAUCGUUUGCUAUCCCACCCUGCCAGUGUCUCCUCGCUCUUUACCAUUUUCCCGCACUGGGAUCGUGCCGAUCAACCCUUCCGAUUCACCGACUGCCUAGUUCCCCUGUCCAUCAUUAAGUGGUCAGAUCAUAUAAGAGCCGUUUGACUCCUCCCGUGGAUGAAAGAAGAUCUCUGGUGGGAGGGGAAUCCCAAACCCCCGAAGAGUGACGGAGUAUAUGAGAACUGCUACUUUGGAACAGGGUGAAGAUGUUCAGACGUGUAUGUCUCGAGUAAAGUCACCUGCCUCUCCAAGCCCUGUGGGAAAAGGGAGUGUCACCCCACCAAGGACCCCUUAGGGAUAGCUUGCUCUUGCCAUGAGACAAAGUGCCAGCCCCUGACCCAGGGGGUGCAACUCCUUUGUGGGGAGGGGAACCGCACCCACCUCCUGAUCAAUGAUCAUGUAUUCCCACUACUGACUAUUGCAGGGGUACCAAAUGAGUGUACCCAUCUGCCGGUGUGGGGCAGUGGAGCGACGACAAAAACCUAAAGGAUAAAGGUUGCACUGAGACCAUGUAUACCCUCCCAGGGUAUUUUUUCUUCUAUAACGGCAUUGCUACCAACUUCCUGGAGUACCCUUACCCUUCCUCGGUGGCCUAUGGCACCUUCCUCCCUACCUCGGUCCCUUGCCCUGGGACUUGGGGUCCCCUGUCCCGCCCAUCUGGGAGGUACAAGAGAGAGGUCUCCCAAGAAUUUUGUGCGGAUUACCAAGUCCUGACUACCCUCACUGCAGGUCAGGUGGCCGGAUACAGGGCAGCUGGCUUUUUCUCUUUGGGAGCAUCAGGAGCCACUAUGGCAGCCUGUGGUCUCAUGAGCCUUGGGAACGCCACCAGGAGAGCAUUAAGACUCAUAACUGACAACCUUAACCAACUGCGGCUCUUCUCCAUGCAAAACCUCUCCAGGGAGGGUGUGCUCUGUGCCAUCGUAAAGGACAAAUGCAUAAUGGGGCUAGACAAUACUACUGCCAACAUAACAUGGUACAUGAACAAAAUAGAUCAACAGUUAGGAUCCAUUAAGGAAGGAACAGGUUGGGCAGGAUGGGGGGAUAGGGGAAGGACUGGUUGAUCAACGGGGCUAUCUACGUGCUGACAGCCAUUAUAGGGAUUUUUGUCUUUAUUGCCAUUAUCAAAUGUAUUCUGAAUGGCAUGAUGGCCUCGUUAGGGGACCUGCUGCCGGCUGAGCCACUGAUGGUAGUACGGGCAACCGUCGAGGCCACCAAACUCCUCGAACCUGCACCAGAGGAUUUUCAUGAUAUUGAUGAGUGAUCAUUGAAAUGAUCACAGGAGGGAAUAAGAAUGUGGAGAGGGUAAGGGGUAGGUGUAGAAGGGGGGGACAAGGGGUAAGUGUAGCAAAGUAUGCGUACAGGACUGGAGAUAGAGCAUGUCAUUGGGGAAGUGUAGAAGGACAGGGAAACAUGUAACUUAAAUAGAGUACCAAAUGGACAUGGCAACCACAAGGAAAGGGGAACCUUGCCACUGCAAGAUGGUGUGUCUGGCAAAGUAUCUGAGCUCUUUACCUAUUUCAAGUGUUUUGCUUGCAUCCAUACUUAUUCCAAGUACUUCGCUUGUGUCUAUACUUAUUCCGAGUAUUUUGCUUGCUUAGCUAUGCAACAGCCAAUCAAUCGAUGAAUUUGAAUUGGUAACCAUAUUUGCGAAUGUAGUGCCCCGUUUUUGGGUGUAAGUAUGACCUCUGUGAACUGACAAAUUGGGAGUUGGUUACCUUACGCCCGAAGUGGAUGCGGCUGCGAACUCCUCUCUGAAUUAAAACCACUUCAGAGGUAAUUUCGUGUCUCUGGUGUUUUUUCCUCAACUGAGCAGGUUAAUAAUUUCAGAUGAACAGUUAAGCCUACUGAAUAAAAUAUUAAAGUUAUUCUGAUUGCUUAAUAAGCAAUUUUGAAGUAUUUGCUGUAUGAGUUGUUUAUGGAUCUUCUGAGUUAAGUACAUUCUAUACCUUUUCAUUCUUUGGUGUAGGACAUGGCUGUUUAAUUUUUUUAUCUUAUUAAUAAUUAGUACAUGUAUAACUGUUUUGUAGGGAACCUUUAUAGUAUUGUACUUUAAUGGUGCGUGUAGGACCUGUUGUGUAUUAAUCUUUUUAUUUCUUUUAUUUGUUUCAAUACUUACAGUUUUAGGUCUUUUUUACACACACACGCACUUUUCUUUAUCGAGAGAAAAUAUUGUUUGUAAUAUUAUUUGCUCGGAUUUAUUCCUUUUUUUUAAUGUGUUUAAGCUACUUUAGCUGAUUCUGAGAUGGCCAUUGUUGAUUAUGUUUUUAUUAAUGUUACACAUAACAUUAUAGUAGUUGAAUUCUCCUUGUGCCUUUUAUUAUGGCUAUUUUCCGUGGGAUUUUUGCUUUAUUUUAAUAUAUGGAGCUGCAAGAUGGAGAACAAGGUUAAGGGUUAUUAGUUAGCAUGGGAUCAACCUAUUGAUUUCUUUAUUCUUUUGGGUAGCGGGAGGGAGGUCGGGUCUAUUAGAGUAGGUUCUUUUCUUGAUUGGGUAGUUCUUUUGAUGGAUUUCUCUUUCGUAAAUGCGUCACUCCUGGUUGUACCCGUGCCUUUCGGUUCAAUCUGUACUUGCGUAACAUUUCUUUUAUAUAAUAUUAAAUUCAAUUUUUAAACAUUGAUGUUAAUAAAAUCAGUAUCAAUUUCAAUCUUGGAAUUGGAACGGUGUCAAUCACCCUACUAUGCGUAAAAAGAUUUUUAAGAAAUUUAAAACACUUAAUGCAGAUAUUAUUUUUGCACAAGAAAAUCAUAUACGAAAACAGGACAAGGACAGGUUUUUCGGCUUCUGGAAAGGGCCUCUGUUUCAAUCGCUGUUGGAUAGUAAAAUAAGAGGCGUUUCUUUGUUUCUUAGUCCCAAAAUUCCUUUUGUACACUUGAAUACUACUACUGAUUCGAUUGCAAGAUAUUUAAUUGUUACUGGUUUAUUAUGCGAGCAAAAGGUAGCUCUGGUGUGUGCAUACGCACCUAAUGUAGAUAAUUCUGAUUUUUUUAAGACUUUUCUGAUUACUUUUUUUUAGAUACACAUCUGUUAAACUCCGUUGUUGAAUGUGCGUAUGACAUCAUUGCGCUCUCAGAUCACACGCCUUUAAAGUUAACCCUUAAGCUUUCGGAUAGAUUUUUGAAAAUCUCACAGAGGAGACUGAACCCAGUAUUGUUACAGGAUCCAGCUUUUGUUAAUUUUAUUGAGCAAAUUUCUAUAUUUUUUGAAUUUAAUACUACUGAAGGAAUGUCAAAUCUGGUUAUAUGGGACACGUUAAAAUUUUUUCUUAGGGGACAGAUAAUCUUAUAUUCAGCAGCCUUGAGAAAGAAAACUAAAGUGGGAUUGUCAGUGCUUAUUAAUAAAACUAAACAGAUAGAUAAAGCGUAUUCAGUUAAACCUACUGAAGACCUAUAUAAAGAAAGGGUCGAACUUCAAUCACAGUAUGAUUUGCUUCUGACCUUUCCCAUUGAACAGCCAAUUUUUAAAUCUAAAAGUUUGUUUUCUAUACAUGGGGAAAAAUCUGCUAAACUUUUAGCGGGUCAUUUAAAGGCUGGGAUGGUCAGAAGACAGAUUUUAAAAAUUCACUGACCAGAUAGAACAGAAACUUUAGAUCCUUAUGAAAUUAAUAAGAUAUUUAUGGACUUUUAUUCUAAUCUUUAUAAAUCUGAAUUCUCUGAUAGCAUUAUUAUUAUGAAUAGAUUUUUGCAAAGGUUAAGCAUACCUCAAAUUUCGUUUCAAGAUGCUGAUAUGUUAGAUGCACCUAUUAAACAAGAGGAGAUAGCCAAGGCUAUAUCCUCUAUGCAAUUAGGUAAAGCUCCGGGACCUGAUGGUUAUACGGUAGAAUUUUGCAAUACUUUUCAUGAAAUGCUUAUACCACAUCUUCAUCAAACGUUUACUGAUUCUACAUUCACUGGGAACCUCCUAAAACUUUUUAUGAGGCACAAGUUUCAUUGAUUCCAAAAAAAUGAAAAGACCCACUGGAAUGUGUAUCCUAUAGACCUAUUUCUUUACUGAAUGUAGAUUUUAAAAUCCUCUCCAAGAUUCUAGCAAAUAGGCUUGAGAAUAUCUUGCCUAAUGUUAUCUCAAACGAUCAAACAGGAUUUAUAAAAAAAAAUAGGUACUCACAUUUUAAUAUUCGAAGAUUGUUAAAUAUCAUUUAUUCCCCUUCAACCAAAGAAUCUGACUGUAUUGUAUCUUUGGAUUGUUAUGUGGGCUGAACAAACCAGAUAGAAAUGGGGUCCAGGGCUGACCCCCCCCCCCCCCCCCCGGGAACUAUGCUGCUAAUGAGAGAGAGAGAGAUGAAGAACAGAGGUAGAGGCAUCUGCCACAGAUGAGAGAGAGAGAGUGCAAUGAUUUAGUAUUACGGCUUCUUCACUGAUGGAAAUGUAAACAAUCUUUUGCUACAAGUACACUUCGCUCGUUAACAUUCUUGCUGAGACAGCAGGGAGUGGCCUAGUUUGAUGGACAUGGACAUAUUGAAUUGAUGGAUGGCUGAUACCCUGUCAGUGGGGAUAAAAGACGGGUCUGGGGAGACACCCUCAGACACACCAGUGGACUCUGAAAGAGUGUUGUGCACCCACAGGAAAGUGGGGGCCUGGAGGAUCGGUCUGAAGUAUGGUGGAUAAAGGCAGACCGGUGGGGACUUGUGUGUGUGUGUGUCCGCCCUUGUGUGUGUGUCCACCCACAGAAAGGUGGGGGCCUGGAGGAUCAGUUCAGGAGAAUUGGUCCGGAGUACGGUGGAUAAAGGCAGACCAGUGGGGACUUGUGUGUGUGUGUGUCCGCCCUUGCCUGGGUGACGAGUCCAUCACUGAAGAAUGGUCUAGCCUGGUAUGGAAGGGUCAUAAUUGGUGACCCCAACGGUACAACGGAACAAUAAGACGACGGAAAGUUUGCCUGCUGCAGCUGCUCAUCUCUUGCUUGCUCUUGCUCUCUCUCUCCAACAUUGCAACACAACAACUACCUCAACACAAACUGAACUGAACUCUAUAUUCUCUUAUGGCAAUUCAUUUACCCCUAGACUUUGAUAGAGCUUGGUUUUUGAUUCUUAUUCCUACACUUCUGUAUUUAUCAUUGCUAACCUGUUUUAUAUGUAUAUUUCCAUUUUUGAUACUGUAUUACUUAGUUUACUAAUAAACACCUUUAGUUACAGUACCACCAGACUCCAAUGUAUCAUUCCAUUUCUGCUGAUCUAUUAACCCAGUUACGGGGUACGUAACAGGAUGCAGAGAAAGCUUUUGAUAGGGUGGAGUGGCCUUAUCUAUUUCGGGUUUUGAAGAGGUUUAAUUUUGGUCCAGGAUUUAUUUCCUGGAUUAAAUUGAUUUACCAUGCCCCGGUAGCUGCGGUUAUAACUAAUAAUCAAACGUCUCCUUAUUUUAGAUUAUAUAGAGAUACCCGUCAGGGUUGUCCCCUCAGUCCUUUAUUAUUUAAUUUGGCUUUAGAACCACUUGCUAUUGCUCUUCGGGAUUCUAAUUCUGUGCAGGGUAUUAGGAGAGGGAAUAAAUUACAUUAUGUUUUGUUAUACGCGGAUGAUUUAUUAGUUUACAUUUCAAAUCCUAGGAAAUCUAUUCCUUUUAUGUUAUCUAUAUUUAUGGAAUUUAGUAUUUUUUUCUGGAUAUAAACUUAAUUUACAUAGAUGUACAAUGUCCUGGGUAUGUUACUCAAAAUGGCCUCUUUGGUUUGUUACAAGUAGGAAUGUUUCUUUGUCGGAUAAGUGUUUCUCUAGCCGUUGUUUCACUUUAGAAUGGCUGAUAUGGUAAUUGUAUUCAUUUGUUAAUCAAUGGGGAAUGUCAUUGUGUCUUGUGAUGCUGGGAACUUGGGGGAGGGGUUUUCGCGGGUUUUUUGGGAGAGGCCGAGGAAGACACUGAAGAAGGUGGACGUGUGCUGGACUGCUCGUAAGACCACCGGGGUGGUCCCAAGUGCGACGGCCGGAUGGGUCGAUUGGUUCGUUGAUUGAGCUCCAACGAGUGCACUAAACAGACUGAACUUUGAUAAGUGGCGCCUUUUGUUUUUUUCCUUGUGUAUAUAUAUUGUAUUGCUUACUACUCUUUUUAAUUUUAGUAAACUCUUUAAAGUGUAUUUCAUAACGGUAUUUGUUGUGGAUUUGAUACUAUUGGCGGGCUCGAGGCGUAAACUCGAUUCUCACAGCACCUGCGUGUACGGGAGGUGGGUUGGAGAGUGGCUGGAUCCCUUUUUCCCCUAGACAUAUACCAGCCUGUUCGGUAAGGGUUACAUUUGUGGGGGCUCGUCCGGGAUUGGAUUGUCAGGGGCUGUGGAGUCGCAGGCAGCAGAGCGGAGAUGGACAGAGACAAGUUUGUUUGUUGGUGCCAGUUUGAAGGUGUACCGGUACAGUACGCAUGCGUAGUGAGCGGAGUGGAUUUUCGAGUUUCGGGAGACGCGAUAGUGCGGGGUUUAAGUUCGGUGAAGGGUAUUGGGCAGGUAGAAUUGGUAGCUAGACGGUGUGGUAAAGAGGUGGAGUCUAGCUGGGUGUUGGUUCGUACGAGUGCUGAAGUCAGGACGGUGGAACUGCCGGCGACGGUCAGUGUACCGGGGGAGGCGGGCCCGUGGGGGCUCCACUCCUACAAGGAUGAGGCUGAGGAGACAUCGGAGGAGGAGUUAGAGCUAGAGGUGGACCCCAGAGAGGUGCCCGGCACUAGUAAAGGGAGGUGGGAGGAGGGAGUCGUGACUAAGCCCCGCUCCCCAGGUAGGGUGGAAGUCUCGGAGCUGGCAGCCGCACUUAACUCCCUGGUGGGGGUGGCCGAGAGGCCACGGCUGAAGCUGGGGGUGUUCUCCGGAGCCAAGCCUACUCCGGAUGGGGAGGUGGACUAUGAGACCUGGAUCGAGCAUACGUCUUUGAUGUUAGAGGAGUGGCCAGGCUCAGAGGAGGAGAAGAGGCAGCGAUUGGUGGGAAGUUUGAGGGGUUUAGCAGCCUAAACCGUCCGGGAGUUGAAAGCUGAGAAGCCUGGGGCCUCAGUGGAGGACUGCCUAGAAGUUUUGGAGGGAGCGUUUGGGUUGUCAGGGGAACCCUGGCUGCUUUUAGCAGGGUUUCAACGCCUGGAACAAUGGAGAGGGGAAAAGCUCUCCGAGUACAUAUUUAGGAUGGAGGGGAUGCUCUCGGGGCUGCGGCGCCGAGGGGUAGUGAAGGCGAUUGACGUGGCUAGCGUGAGGAUGAGUCAGCUAUUCAGUGGCUCUCUGGAGGAGGACAAGGUGGCGUGGACUAUCCGGCAAGCUUAUAGGAAAGGUCCCCCUCCAUCCUUCGGGCAACUGAUUAGAGAGGUGCGAGAGGAAGAGAGAGCGUUGGGGCGGAAAAGGGGCACGGGCCUACGGGAGCAAUCCUCAGCGAUACAGGAAGUGGAGGAAUGACAAUCCCCCGGGGAGUAGGGAACCCCCUUUGGAGGGGAGGGACAGGGGAGGUACCUACUCUCAGGGGCGAUCAGUGCAGUGGAUUGGGAGCAGGAGCCGUCCUGGGAGAGGAGGGGCGGCCGGCAGUGUGUGCUUUAACUGUGGGAAAGAGGGGCAUUUCAGGCGGGACUGUGGAAGGCUGAGGGUGUGCUAUAGCUGUGGAGAGGAGGGUCACUUUAGGUGGGAUUGUGAGAGACAAGGAGUCCCGCAGAGGACAAGCCCCCCUAUGACUAAAAAGGGAGAGGUGUCGGGAAACUUAGGAGAGGCUCAGUGAGGGAACGGACUGGAGCCUCUGGAAGAACACGUUCCCAGAGAUCAGCCGGAAGACCACCGGGUGCCCACGCCUCUGUUCCGGAUGGGCUGGUAGGACCCCGUGCCAGUGUGGGUCUACGGAUAGAGGGAAUUUACGCAAAAGCCGUUCUUGAUACGGGAUCGCAGGUGACCUUAUUGUACCGGUCUUUCUACAAUCAACAUCUAAAGCAUUUGCCCGUAACACCAUUUGACGCCCUGCAGAUUUGGGGUGUGAGCGAGGGUGACUACCCGUACGAUGGGUACCUAUCGGUGAGAUUGGAGUUCUCGGAGGGCGACAUGGGAGUGUCGGAAGCUAUUGAGACGUUGGUGUUGGUGUGUCCUGACCCGGUGGAAACCGGUGGUGCUGCCCUUCUGGUGGGGACUAACUCCCCAGUUGUGCGACGGCUCCUGGGAGCUUGUAAGGAGAAAGGGGGGGAAGACUUUCUGGAGACCCUCUCGGUGCAUCCAGUGUUUCGAGCAGUGUUCGCAGAAGGGGUUGCCUCCCAAGGGCUGGACCCGGAGUGUAAACGAGGGACGGUGUGGUGUACGCAGGCGAGGCCCAAGGUGAUCCGACCCGGGGAGGUAGCCCUAGUGAUGGGGACCCCCAGAUUCCCAGGAGUGCCGACGGGAGAAGCCCUGUUAGUAGACGCCCCAGACGAUCUUGAAGGGGAGACACGAUUUCCGGCGGGGGCGCUGGUGAGGCCCGAAGUGCAGAGACCAGGGGUGGUACAUGCGAGGCGUAUAGCUAUAAGUGUCAGGAACACCACGGCAAGAGAAAUCACCUUUAAGAGGGGAAUGCCGCUGGCACAUCUGUUCCCGGUGACGGUAAUGUCCAGCGCACCAGUGCGGACCCCUAACGGGGAGGGAUCGGAGCAUCGAAGGGAGCUGACCGCUGAAGCCUUUAACUUCGGGGAUUCCCCAGUGUCGCCGGAGUGGAAACGCAGGCUAGUGGAGAAGAUGCUGAAGAUGGAAGCUGUUUUUUCUCGGGGCGAGUUUGAUGUUGGCUGCUCCAAAAGCACUCGCCACACCAUCCGGGUGACGGAGGACACCCCGUUCCGAGAGAGAUCCCGGCGGCUGGCUCCGGCAGAUGUUGAGGACGUGCGACAGCACUUGUGCAAGUUGAAGGAGGCCGGAAUCAUAGCUGAGUCUCGAAGUCCUUAUGCGUCCCCAAUAGUGGUGGCACGGAAGAAGAAUGGGCGAGUGCGCAUGUGUGUUGACUACAGGACGUUGAAUCGGCGAACUGUCCCUGAUCAAUAUACUGUCCCAAGAGUCGAGGAUGCGUUGGCCUGCCUGAGCGGUGCAAAGUGGUUCAGUGUGCUGGAUUUAAGAAGUGGGUAUUACCAGAUCCCGAUGAGUGCGGCCGAUAAAGAGAAGACCGCUUUUAUCUGCCCGCUGGGGUUCUUUCAGUUCGAACGAAUGCCCCAAGGCAUAUCCGGAGCCCCAGCCACCUUCCAGAGGCUCAUGGAGAGAACUGUGGGGGAUAUGAAUCUGUUGGAGGUGCUGGUGUACCUGGACGAUUUGAUAGUGUUUGGAUCGACUUUGGAGGAACAUGAGGAGAGACUGUUGAAGGUGUUGGGCAGGCUUAAUGAAGAAGGGUUGAAGCUUUCCCUGGACAAAUGCCAGUUCUGCAAGUCGUCGGUUAACUACAUUGGCCAUAUCAUUUCGCGAGAGGGAGUGGCUACUGAUCCAACCAAGAUAGAGGCUGUGACCACCUGGCCGAGACCCCAGAAAGUGGGUGCUCUGCGCUCAUUUUUGGGGUUCUGUGGGUAUUACCGGCGAUUUGUGAAAGGAUACGCCAAAGUGUGUCACCCGUUAACUCAGCUGUUGUGUGGCUAUCCCCCGGUGGGGAAGAAGAGGACGGGGAACCAGAGGCAGGAUGCUGGAGGAUACUGGAACCCGGCGGAACCUUUUGGCUCGAGAUGGGAUGAUCAAUGUGAAGAGGCGUUCCGAUCUUUGAAAAGGGCACUGACCCAGGCCCCGGUGUUGGCUUUUGCCGAUCCCCAGAAGCCAUAUGUGCUGCACACGGAUGCCAGCCGAGAGGGUCUCGGGGCUGUUCUGUACCAGGAGCAUGGCAAAGCAUUGAGGCCGGUAGCCUUUGUCAGCCGAAGCUUGUCGCCAUCGGAGAGAAACUAUCCCACUCACAAGUUGGAGUUCCUGGCGCUGAAGUGGGCGGUGGUGGACAAGCUGGGCGAUUACCUUUACGGAGCCAAGUUUGAGGUGAGAACGGAUAACAAUCCUCUCACUUAUAUUUUGACUUCGGCGAAGCUGGAUGCCACAGGACAUCGGUGGCUGGCGGCAUUGUCGGUAUAUGAUUUCAGCCUGAGGUACCGCCCCGGAAGCAAGAAUAUCGAUGCGGAUGCAUUGUCUCGUCGGGAGCCGGGGGAGGAGGAGAGGGACGAGGAUUGGGAGAGUGUCCCUGCCCCUGGAGUGAAGGCGAUGUGUCAGUUUGUUAUCACCGUGAAAGCCGAGGGAAGAGGGAGGCUGGAACGAGCCGUGGACCAUUUGGGGGUUUUUGACGACGCCAUACCCCUAGUUUACUGUGACCUGAUCGCUCUGGGGACUAAACAGUUGCCGGAACUGAGUCCGGGGGAAGUGGCAACUGCUCAGCAAAAUGACCCGGGCAUUGGCACAGUGUGGAGAGCGGUCGAGAAGGGGGAUGGGGCGUUGGCUGAGAAGGCGAAACACCCAUACGUGCCUCUGUUGUUGAAGGAGUGGUCUCGGUUGAAGUUAAAGAACAAAAUCUUGUACCGGGUAACGAUGCCUCCGGACCAACCCCACUGUUGGCAACUGGUCCUGCCGGAGGAGUAUCGCCAGACUGUACUCCAGGCCUUACAUGAUGAUUCUGGACAUUUGGGGGUGGAAAAGACAUAUGGAUUACUCAAAGACCGGUUCUACUGGCCCCGGAUGAGGGGGGACGUCGAAGAAUACUGUAGGGGAUGCCGUCGUUGCAUCCAGAGGAAGACCCUGCCAGUGUUGGCGGCUCCACUGUCGCACUUGCAGAGUGCGGGACCUCUGGACCUGGUAUGUAUGGAUUUCCUGUCGAUUGAGCCUGACACCAGCAACACCGCGAAUGUAUUAGUCAUCACCGAUCAUUACACUCGCUAUGCUCAGGCAUUUCCCACCAAGGAUCAGAAGGCGACGACAGUGGCGAAGGUGCUAUGGGAGAAGUACUUUGUGCAUUACGGCCUUCCCAGGCGAAUCCAUAGUGAUCAGGGGCGGGACUUUGAGAGCCGCCUUAUCCAGGAAUUACUGACUAUGCUUGGGGUUGAGAAAUCCAGGACUACCCCUUACCACCCACAGGGAGAUCCUCAGCCAGAGAGAUUCAACAGGACCCUGUUGGAUAUGCUCGGGACGCUGGAGGUUGGGCAGAAAAGCAGGUGGAGUCGUCAUAUUGGACAAUUGGUUCACUGUUACAAUUGUACUCGCAAUGAGGCUACAGGGUAUUCACCCUAUUAUCUGAUGUUUGGGCGGGAAGCGAGGUUGCCCAUUGACGUGUGUUUUGGAGGUGGAGUGGGUGAAUUUCCCGGGAAGUCCCAUCUAAAGUACGUGUCCGACAUGAAGAGGGAGUUACAGCGGGCGUACGAGUUGGCCGAGGCGGCGGCUACCAAACAAAAUCAGCGGAAUAAGAUGCGGUAUGAUCGAAAGGUGAAGUUUGUACAAUUAUUACCGGGGGACCGGGUCCUUUUACGGAAUUUGGGACUCCCUGGUAAGCACAAGUUGGCAGAUCGAUGGGCGGCCAGCCCCUAUGUAAUAGAGAGCCAGAUGCCGAACCUGCCAGUUUACCGGGUGAAACCCGAGGAUGGAAAAGGGCCUAUCAAGGUACUCCAUAGGAAUCACCUGCUGCCACUGGGUCAAGCGGUGCAGGUGGAUAAGGAGCCCGAGUGGGAGGUUACGCCCAGUACAAGGACUCUGCGAGGGAGCGGAGAACGGGAAGAGCCCGCUGCUGAAGAGCGGGGACGGGUCCCUCACUCGGGAAUGGCUACCGAUUCAGAGGAGGACGACUCAGAUGAGUGGGUCCUGUUCCCAUUCGCUGGUGCUCCAGUACCAGGAGAGGAGGCUCCUGGCCCUUCCCAUACUGAAUUGGGUGAGAGGAGGGAAGGUCUUGAGGGUCAGAUGGAGAGGCAGCCUACAUUGGUGGGAGAGAGGGUGGAAUCUGAGCGUGAGCCGGAGAGAUCUCGGGUGAGGGAGGACCCCUGUGAGGAAGGGGGUGCGGGUCUGUCAGGUAGACCUGGGGUGUCCGAGACAGUGGGUUCGCAGGUGACGAGGGAGCCCAGUGGGGCAGAAGGGGUAUGGAGAUCUCAGAGGAUUAGGUGCCCCCCGGAGUGGUUGACAUAUGUGGUACCGGGAGAACCGAGUGUGAUUUCUACUGCUCUGGGUAGUUAUGUCAUUGCCUUCUGCACCUGGGUUGGGUUUUGUGUGUUGCAAGAAGCUUUGGGGACCUCUAGUAAUGCCAUGAGGGCAUGACAUUUGCUGGUGGGGAGAGAAUGUACAAUGUCCUGGGUAUGUUACUCAAAAUGGCCUCUUUGGUUUGUUACAAGUAGGAAUGUUUCUUUGUCGGAUAAGUGUUUCUCUAGCCGUUGUUUCACUUUAGAAUGGCUGAUAUGGUAAUUGUAUUCAUUUGUUAAUCAAUGGGGAAUGUCAUUGUGUCUUGUGAUGCUGGGAACUUGGGGGAGGGGUUUUCGCGGGUUUUUUGGGAGAGGCCGAGGAAGACACUGAAGAAGGUGGACGUGUGCUGGACUGCUCGUAAGACCACCGGGGUGGUCCCAGGUGUGACGGCCGGAUGGGUCGAUUGGUUCGUUGAUUGAGCUCCGACGAGUGCACUAAACAGACUGAACUUUGAUAAGUGGCGCCUUUUGUUUUUUUCCUUGUGUAUAUAUAUUGUAUUGCUUACUACUCUUUUUAAUUUUAGUAAACUCUUUAAAGUGUAUUUCAUAACGGUAUUUGUUGUGGAUUUGAUACUGUUGGCGGGCUCGAGGCGUAAACUCGAUUCUCACAGCAUCUGCGUGUACGGGAGGUGGGUUGGAGAGUGGCUGGAUCCCUUUUUCCCCUAGACAUAUACCAGCCUGUUGGGUAAGGGUUACAUAGAAGUGAAUUAUUUCCUAUUAAUAAUUAUUCUGAUUAUUACGAUCAAGUACCUUUUUAAUAUUGCCAAAAACCAUUUUACUUACCUUGAUAUCAAAAUUACUAAAAAUUUUAAAGACCUAUAUAGGUAUAAUUUCUCCCCUUCAGUUGAAUAUACUCAACAGGCGCUUUCUAAAUGGU
Molecule: messenger RNA, 18547 nt
Organism: Hypanus sabinus (Atlantic stingray)
Lineage: Eukaryota; Metazoa; Chordata; Chondrichthyes; Myliobatiformes; Dasyatidae
Gene: washc4
Product: WASH complex subunit 4
Exons: 3
Coding region: 13583-17749 (1388 amino acids)
Biological process (GO): endosomal transport; DNA integration; endosome organization
Cellular component (GO): WASH complex; endosome
Molecular function (GO): nucleic acid binding
Source: RefSeq, a predicted model, not a curated record